AUGGCUCUUCCUGUGUUGCUGCUGCUGUGCGCUGCUCCGCUGGUCCGGGGCCACGGCUCAGGGCUGGUUAUAGACAGCUGUAAAGACAUGCAACUCCACCACUCUGGGCUGAGCCCGCAGACUGCACCGUCACCCUUCACUGUCACUACAGAGCAAAGUCGCUACGGACUCGGAGAGGAUGUCAUAGUUGAGCUACAGGGUCCAGCCUCUACACCAUUUACUGGUUUCCUAUUGGAGGCUAGAGAACUGGGAAGCAAGAGUCCUGUGGGUUCCUUUGCCAUACCAGAAGGGGCUGCUCAACUCCUCACCUGCAGCCAGAGAGCUAAAUCAGCUGGAUCCAUCUCUAGUGCUGACUGUGGGGUCACCAAGGUGUGCUUCAGUCAGCCUUCAAACUGUGACCCAGCAGUCAGUUCUAGCUGUUAUUUCAUGUCAGCCAAGAUGUUAGCCGGUGGCGAAGCUGUCCACUUUGAGAUGACUGGUCCUUAUGAAGGAUACAUUGCUUUUGGAUUCUCUGAUGAUCAAAGAAUGGGAAAUGAUGACAUUUACGUUUGUGUUAUGAAAACCAAUGGACAAGUUGAGGUGGAACAUAUGUAUUCAACAGGACGAUCAAAGCCACAAGUUCUUCCUCUGGGGAAUGUUUAUAAUAUAACAACGUCAUUGCAGAACAGUGUCAUCAGUUGUGUCUUCACUACCACAAACAUAAUUUCUAUUGAGGGGACUUCUGGUUUCAACCAAUCCUACUACCUCUUGUUUGCCUAUGGACCCACCAACAAUGGAUCAAUAAGAAUCCAUAUGGGUACCUUCACCAGCAAUAAAAGGAUCGAUAUUAAUAAUCCCCUUGUUGUUGGCAAAGGUGAUGUUCCUGAUAUCAUCAAAGCUCAUGGAUCACUCAUGCUGAUUGCCUGGAUGACCACAGGAUCACUGGGCAUGAUGGUUGCCCGAUAUCUGAAAAAAAUGGCCAAGGGAAAAAAAAUGUGUGACAAAGAUCUCUGGUUUAUGGUCCAUGUUGGAGUAAUGUGUCUGACGGUAGCAGCCACAAUCACUGCUUUCAUCCUUGUGUUCGCUCAUGCUCAAGACUGGUCUGGGGGAGCACAUCCAGUGUUGGGGUGCCUGGUUAUGAUCCUCUCACUCAUCCAGCCUAUCGGGGCCUUGCUGCGCUGCGGACCACAACAUCACCUGAGGUAUCUGUUCAACUGGACACAUUUUUUAAAUGCAGUGGUAAUAAAAUCUAUAGCUGUGGCAGCCAUAUUUACAGGCCUGGACAGGAUUGACAGUGAUGAUGGGUGGCUAAUGAAAGUGAUGGGUGGCUUCUUUGCCUGGGAAGUUCUCUUCAUUAUCAUUUUGGAGGUCCAUGAUUGGAUAGUUAAACACAGAGAUGGUACUGCUGAUCAAAUGGAAUCAGCGUUGGUCAAAGGUGACAGUUGCCUGAUCGCUGCGUACCUUCUGGGAAACCUUUGCUUUUUGGUGGCACUUCUAGCUGGAAUUGGAGAAAAAUGA
Messenger RNA from Pelmatolapia mariae (spotted tilapia), 1497 nucleotides. Its product is annotated as putative ferric-chelate reductase 1. The transcript has 13 exons. The record is from RefSeq and is a predicted model, not a curated record. Bases 1 to 1497 code for a protein of 498 amino acids. Lineage: Eukaryota; Metazoa; Chordata; Actinopteri; Cichliformes; Cichlidae. Gene Ontology annotation, cellular component: membrane.